This is a messenger RNA of Chrysoperla carnea, 890 nucleotides long. RefSeq names its product chymotrypsinogen A-like. Gene Ontology annotation, biological process: proteolysis. Lineage: Eukaryota; Metazoa; Arthropoda; Insecta; Neuroptera; Chrysopidae. The transcript is spliced from 3 exons. The record is from RefSeq and is a predicted model, not a curated record. Gene Ontology annotation, molecular function: serine-type endopeptidase activity. Bases 56 to 805 code for a protein of 249 amino acids.
AAAACGUGGCGAAAUGUAAUUUCCAUAAUAUUUGUAAAACAAUCAUUUCAAAAUAAUGUUUCUAAUUGUUAUAGGUGCUUUGUGCUUGACAUUAACAUCUUGCUCACCAUUGACGAAUCGUAUAAUAAAUGGUACAAAUGCGCCCAGUAUACCAUGGAUGGCGGAUAUAUUAACAUAUUACGAACCAGGUGAGUCGUUCACCCGUAAUUGUGGAGGAAGUUUAAUUGCUCCUAAUUGGGUUCUAACUGCAAAACAUUGUAUCUAUAAUGAACAAAAUAACCUUACCAGCAAUGAAUUCCAUGUAACUCUUGGUAGUAACAGCAUUUUUAGAGGUCAACUUAAAAAAGUUAUUGACAUUGUUGAAUAUAAUUCAAAUCGUGAUGAUGAUUUAAUUCUGCUAAAAUUGGAGAAUAAUGUAGAAGGAAUUACUCCAAUCAAGGUGCAAUACGAAGAUAAUAUUGUUUAUGCAGGAAAAACAGUUACAAUUUAUGGAUGGGGUCAAACAGAAACGAAUCCAGCUGGUGAUUUCUACCAUUUACAACAAACAAAUGUUACGCUUAUAAGUCGUGAAGAAUGUGGAGACUCUAGAUGGGUUUGUUUUGAUCCACGACUCACCCAUUCGAAUAGUUGUUUAGGCGAUAGUGGUGGUCCAAUGAUUUUAGAAGAAAAUGGAGAAACACGAUUAAUUGGGGUUUCUCAUUCCAUAACUUAUUGGGACUUUUCACUUAGUCCUUGCGAUGGUCCAAAAUCUAUAUACAUAAGUACAGCACAUUAUGCAUCAUGGAUUCAAAGUGUUAUAAUUUGAAUAAUUUUGAAUUUUAAUUUUUUGUUUUAUAUACAUUCCACAUUUACCUAGAAUUUAUUGGUAAAAGUAAAUAAAUUAGCACUUU